Cercocebus atys (sooty mangabey) is the source of this 7805-nucleotide messenger RNA. It is a transcript of the gene MAP4K4, whose product is annotated as mitogen-activated protein kinase kinase kinase kinase 4. The coding region runs from base 147 to 4328 and encodes 1393 amino acids. Gene Ontology annotation, biological process: protein phosphorylation. The record is from RefSeq and is a predicted model, not a curated record. The transcript is spliced from 33 exons. Gene Ontology annotation, molecular function: protein kinase activity; ATP binding. Lineage: Eukaryota; Metazoa; Chordata; Mammalia; Primates; Cercopithecidae.
GCCGCCGCCCCCGGCCCUGCGAGGAGAGUCCCGGGCCGGCCCGGCUGCCGCGCGUGGAGCGCCGUCGGCGGCCUGGUCUGCGGCUGAGAUACACAGAGCGACAGAGACAUUUAUUGUUAUUUGUUUUUUGGUGGCAAAAAGGGAAAAUGGCGAACGACUCCCCUGCAAAAAGUCUGGUGGACAUCGAUCUCUCCUCCCUGCGGGAUCCUGCUGGGAUUUUUGAGCUGGUGGAAGUGGUUGGAAAUGGCACCUAUGGACAAGUCUAUAAGGGUCGACAUGUUAAAACGGGUCAGUUGGCAGCCAUCAAAGUUAUGGAUGUCACUGAGGAUGAAGAGGAAGAAAUCAAACUGGAGAUAAAUAUGCUAAAGAAAUACUCUCAUCACAGAAAUAUUGCAACAUAUUAUGGUGCUUUCAUCAAAAAGAGCCCUCCAGGACAUGAUGACCAACUCUGGCUUGUUAUGGAGUUCUGUGGGGCUGGGUCCAUUACAGACCUUGUGAAGAACACCAAAGGGAACACACUCAAAGAAGACUGGAUUGCUUACAUCUCCAGAGAAAUCCUGCGGGGACUGGCACAUCUUCACAUUCAUCACGUGAUUCACCGGGAUAUCAAGGGCCAGAAUGUGUUGCUGACUGAGAAUGCAGAGGUGAAACUUGUUGACUUUGGUGUGAGUGCUCAGCUGGACAGGACAGUGGGGCGGAGAAAUACGUUCAUAGGCACUCCCUACUGGAUGGCUCCUGAGGUCAUCGCCUGUGAUGAGAACCCGGAUGCCACCUAUGAUUACAGAAGUGAUCUUUGGUCUUGUGGCAUUACAGCCAUCGAGAUGGCAGAAGGUGCUCCCCCUCUCUGUGACAUGCAUCCAAUGAGAGCACUGUUUCUCAUUCCCAGAAACCCUCCUCCCCGGCUGAAGUCAAAAAAAUGGUCGAAGAAAUUUUUUAGUUUUAUAGAAGGGUGCCUGGUGAAGAAUUACACGCAGCGGCCCUCUACAGAGCAGCUUUUGAAACAUCCUUUUAUAAGGGAUCAGCCAAAUGAAAGGCAAGUUAGAAUCCAGCUUAAGGAUCAUAUAGAUCGUACCAGGAAGAAGAGAGGCGAGAAAGAUGAAACUGAGUAUGAGUACAGUGGGAGUGAGGAAGAAGAGGAGGAAGUGCCUGAACAGGAAGGAGAGCCAAGUUCCAUUGUGAACGUGCCUGGUGAGUCUACUCUUCGUCGAGAUUUCCUGAGACUGCAGCAGGAGAACAAGGAACGUUCUGAGGCUCUUCGGAGACAACAGUUACUACAGGAGCAACAGCUCCGGGAGCAGGAAGAAUAUAAAAGGCAACUGCUGGCGGAGAGACAGAAGCGGAUUGAGCAGCAGAAAGAACAGAGGCGACGGCUAGAAGAGCAACAAAGGAGAGAGCGUGAAGCUAGAAGGCAGCAGGAACGUGAACAGCGAAGGAGAGAACAAGAAGAAAAGAGGCGUCUAGAGGAGUUGGAGAGAAGGCGCAAAGAAGAAGAGGAGAGGAGACGGGCAGAAGAAGAAAAGAGGAGAGUUGAAAGAGAACAGGAGUAUAUCAGGCGACAGCUAGAAGAGGAGCAGCGGCACUUGGAAGUCCUCCAGCAGCAGCUGCUCCAGGAGCAGGCCAUGUUACUGGAGUGCCGAUGGCGGGAGAUGGAGGAGCACCGGCAGGCAGAGAGGCUCCAGAGGCAGUUGCAACAAGAACAAGCAUAUCUCCUGUCUCUACAGCAUGACCAUAGGAGGCCGCACCCGCAGCACUCGCAGCAGCCGCCACCACAGCAGCAGGAAAGGAGCAAGCCAAGCUUCCACGCUCCCGAGCCCAAAGUCCACUACGAGCCUGCCGACCGAGCGCGAGAGGUGGAAGAUAGAUUUAGGAAAACUAACCACAGCUCCCCUGAAGCGCAGUCUAAGCAGACAGGCAGAGUAUUGGAGCCACCAGUGCCUUCCCGAUCAGAGUCUUUUUCCAAUGGCAACUCCGAGUCUGUGCAUCCCGCCCUGCAGAGACCAGCGGAGCCACAGGUACAGUGGUCCCACCUGGCAUCUCUCAAGAACAAUGUUUCCCCUGUCUCGCGAUCCCAUUCCUUCAGUGACCCUUCUCCUCCCAAAUUUGCACACCACCAUCUUCGUUCUCAGGACCCAUGUCCACCUUCCCGCAGUGAGGUGCUCAGUCAGAGCUCUGACUCUAAGUCAGAGACGCCCGACCCUACCCAAAAGGCUUGGUCUAGAUCAGACAGUGACGAGGUGCCUCCAAGGGUUCCUGUGAGAACAACAUCUCGCUCCCCUGUUCUGUCCCGUCGAGAUUCCCCACUGCAGGGCAGUGGGCAGCAGAAUAGCCAGGCAGGACAGAGAAACUCCACCAGCAGUAUUGAACCCAGGCUUCUGUGGGAGAGAGUGGAGAAGCUGGUGCCCAGACCUGGCAGUGGCAGCUCCUCAGGGUCCAGCAACUCAGGAUCCCAGCCCGGGUCUCACCCUGGGUCUCAGAGUGGCUCCGGGGAACGCUUCAGAGUGAGAUCGUCAUCCAAGUCUGAAGGCUCUCCAUCUCAGCGCCUGGAAAACGCAGUGAAAAAACCUGAAGAUAAAAAAGAAGUUUUCAGACCGCUCAAGCCUGCUGGCGAAGUGGAUCUGACCGCACUGGCCAAAGAGCUUCGAGCGGUGGAAGAUGUACGGCCGCCUCACAAAGUGACGGACUACUCCUCGUCCAGUGAGGAGUCGGGGACGACAGAUGAGGAGGACGAUGAUGUGGAGCAGGAAGGGGCCGACGAGUCCACCUCGGGACCGGAGGACACCAGAGCAGCGUCAUCUCUGAAUUUGAGCAAUGGUGAAACGGAAUCUGUGAAAACCAUGAUUGUCCAUGAUGAUGUAGAAAGUGAGCCGGCCAUGACCCCAUCCAAGGAGGGCACUCUAAUCGUCCGCCAGAGUACAGUUGACCAAAAGCGUGCCAGCCAUCAUGAGAGCAAUGGCUUUGCCGGUCGCAUUCACCUCUUGCCAGAUCUCUUACAGCAAAGCCAUUCCUCCUCCACUUCCUCCACCUCCUCCUCCCCAUCCUCCAGCCAGCCGACACCCACCAUGUCCCCACAGACACCCCAGGACAAGCUCACUGCUAAUGAGACUCAGUCCGCUAGUAGCACACUCCAGAAACACAAAUCUUCCUCCUCCUUUACACCUUUUAUAGACCCCAGAUUACUACAGAUUUCUCCAUCUAGUGGAACAACAGUGACUUCUGUGGUGGGAUUUUCCUGUGAUGGGAUGAGACCAGAAGCCAUAAGGCAAGAUCCUACCCGGAAAGGCUCAGUGGUCAAUGUGAAUCCUACCAACACUAGGCCACAGAGUGAUACCCCAGAGAUUCGUAAAUACAAGAAGAGGUUUAACUCUGAAAUUCUGUGUGCUGCCUUAUGGGGAGUGAAUUUGCUAGUGGGUACAGAGAGUGGCCUGAUGCUGCUGGACAGAAGUGGCCAAGGGAAGGUCUAUCCUCUGAUCAACCGAAGACGAUUUCAACAAAUGGACGUACUUGAGGGCUUGAAUGUCUUGGUGACAAUAUCUGGCAAAAAGGAUAAGUUACGUGUCUACUAUUUGUCCUGGUUAAGAAAUAAAAUACUUCACAAUGAUCCAGAAGUUGAGAAGAAGCAGGGAUGGACAACCGUAGGGGAUUUGGAAGGAUGUGUACAUUAUAAAGUUGUAAAAUAUGAAAGAAUCAAAUUUCUGGUGAUUGCUUUGAAGAGUUCUGUGGAAGUCUAUGCGUGGGCACCAAAGCCAUAUCACAAAUUUAUGGCCUUUAAGUCAUUUGGAGAAUUGGUACAUAAGCCAUUACUGGUGGAUCUCACUGUUGAGGAAGGCCAGAGGUUGAAAGUGAUCUAUGGAUCCUGUGCUGGAUUCCAUGCUGUUGAUGUGGAUUCCGGAUCAGUCUAUGACAUUUAUCUACCAACACACGUAAGAAAGAACCCACACUCUAUGAUCCAGUGUAGCAUCAAACCCCAUGCAAUCAUCAUCCUCCCCAAUACAGAUGGAAUGGAGCUUUUGGUGUGCUAUGAAGAUGAGGGGGUUUAUGUAAACACAUAUGGAAGGAUCACCAAGGAUGUAGUUCUACAGUGGGGAGAGAUGCCUACGUCAGUAGCGUAUAUUCGAUCCAAUCAGACAAUGGGCUGGGGAGAGAAGGCCAUAGAGAUCCGAUCUGUGGAAACUGGUCACUUGGAUGGUGUGUUCAUGCACAAAAGGGCUCAAAGACUAAAAUUCUUGUGUGAACGCAAUGACAAGGUGUUCUUUGCCUCUGUUCGGUCUGGUGGCAGCAGUCAGGUUUAUUUCAUGACCUUAGGCAGGACUUCUCUUCUGAGCUGGUAGAAGCAGUGUGAUCCAGGGAUUACUGGCCUCCAGAGUCUUCAAGAUCCUGAGAACUUGGAAUUCCUUGUAACUGGAGCUUGGAGCUGCACCGAGGGCAACCAGGACAGCUGUGUGUGCAGACCUCACGUGUUGGGUUCUCUCCCCUCCUUCCUGUUCCUGUUUUACCAGUUUAUCCCCAUUCUUUUUUUUUUUUUUUUUUUUUUCUUACUCCAAAAUAAAUCAAGGCUGCAAUGCAGCUGGUGCUGUUCAGAUUCUACCAUCAGGUGCUAUCAGUGUUUGGGAUUGAGCAUCAUACUGGAAAGCAAACACCUUUCCUCCAGCUCCAGAAUUCCUUGUCUCUGAAUGACUCUGUCUUGUGGGUGUCUGACAGUGGCGACCAUGAACACGCCGUUGGUUUUAUUGGCAGUGGGCACAAGGAGGUGAGAAGUGGUGGUAAAAGGAGCAGAGUGCUGAAGCAGAGAGCAGAUUUAAUAUAGUAACAUUAACAGUGUAUUUAAUUGACAUUUCUUUUUUGUAAUGUGACAAUAUGUGGACAAAGAAGAAGAUGCAGGUUUAAGAAGUUAAUAUUUAUAAAAUGUGAAAGACACAGUUACUAGGAUAACUUUUUUGUGGGUGGGGCUUGGGAGAUGGGGUGGGGUGGGUUAAGGGGUCCCAUUUUGUUUCUUUGGAUUUGGGGUCGGGGGUCCUGGCCAAGAACUCAGUCAUUUUUCUGUGUACCAGGUUGCCUAAAUCAUGUGCAGAUGGUUCUAAAAAAAAAAAAAAAAGGAAAAAAAAAGAAAAAGAAAAUGUGUGCAUUUUGUAUAAUGGCCAGAACUUUGUUGUGUGACAGUAUUAGCACUGCCUCAGUUAAAGGUUUAAUUUUUGUUUAAACCUAGAAGUGCAACAACAGUUUUACCACAGUCUGCACUUGCAGAAGAAAGAAAAAAGUUCAAACCACAUGUUUAUUUUUUUUGCCUACCUCAUUGUUCUUAAUGCAUUGAGAGGUGAUUUAGUUUAUAUGUUUUUGGAAGAAACCAUUAAUGUUUAAUUUAAUCUUAAUACCAAAAUGACCAGAUUGAAGUUUGACUUUUAUUGUCACAAGUCAGCAGGCACAAGAACUGUCCAUGAAGAUGGGAAAUAGCCUUAAGGCUGAUGCAAUUUACUUCCAAGUUUAGAAAGCAGAAUGCUUUGUUUUCACCAGAUUCAGCGUUAAAGGUUGAUGGGGCAACUGCAGCCCGUGACACAAGAGAUCUCAGUGUUCUCGAUGUGGGGGGUGGGUGGUAGCAGACAGGUGGUCACAUUAGAAUAGUCACACAAACUGUUCAGUGUUGCAGGAACCUUUUCUCGUGGGCGGGGGUUUCCCUUUUCUAAAAAUGCAAUGCACUAAAACUAUUUUAAGAAUGUAGUGAAUUCUGCUUAUUCAUGAAGUCGGCAUCUUCUGUGUUUUAGGUGUAAUACCGAAGUCCUGGCUUUUCUUGUUUCCUCACUUGCUCUCUUGUUCUCUGUUUUUUAAACCGAUUUUCCUUUAUGAAUAUAUUCAUGACAUUUGUAAUAAAUGUCUUGAGAAAGAAUCUGUUUCAUGGCUUCAUGGUCAUCACUCAGCUCCCCUAAGGAUGUUACCGUCUCAGAAAAGGAUCAGGGGCUCCGUGUCCCAGUCCUGUCAUCUGACUUUCCUCUUGUCGAGUUCCGAGUGGAAAUACUGCAUUAUGGCCGCUUUAACCUCAGUCAUCGAAAGAAACUUGCUGUUUUUUAGGCUUAAUCUUCUUCCUUUGUGGUUACUUUUCCUGUAUAUUGUGAAAAUGGGGGAUUUUCCCUCUGCCCCCACCCACCUAAACACAGCAGCCAUUUGUACCUGUCUGCUUCCCAUCCCACUUGGCACCCACUCUGGCCCCUGUCAGUUUCCUCUUCCUGGUUCAGCAUUUUUGAAAAAGGCCCUCCUUUCAGCUACAAACAUCUGGUAAGUCAAGUACAUCCAUCCACCCAUGAAUGCAGACACAGCAGCUGGUGGUUUUGUGUAUACCCAUAAAGACAAGAUAAGCUGAGAAGCCUUACUUUUUGGGGAGGGAAAAGAAGAUGGAAAUGGAUGUUUCAUUUGUACGAAUUUGGAGCAGUGCUGAAGGCCAAAGCCGCCUACUGGUUUGUAAUUAACCUAGAGAAGGUUGAAAAGUUAAUCUUACCUUUAAAGGGAUUUGAGGUAGGCUGGAUUCCAUCACCACAGGACUUUAGUUAGAAUUAAAUUCCUGCUUGUGAUUUAUAUCCACGCUUAGGCUUUUCAUAAGAUGAAACAUGCCACAGUGAACACACUUGUGUACAUAUCAAGAGAAGAAGGAAAGGCACAGGUGACUGUGGCUCCUUCCCUGGCUUUAGAGAACAGUAAAAGGUGGGCAGAUGUCUUUGAAGAAAUGCUCAAUGUCUGAUGUUAAGUGGGAGAAGGCAGAGAACAAAGAAUGUGGCAUCGUGGUCUUGCAUUAUCCAAAGACUUGAAGCUCCACAUCUGUAAGUCAAGGGUUACACAAAAAAUGCAAAUGAUGUUUCACUGGAAUUACCAAGUGCUUAGAACUUGAGGAAAACUGGCUUUCCCAUAGGUGGUGAAGGGGUCUGAGCUCACACCGAGUUGUGCUUGCUCUGCUUGUGUAGCUCCAGGCACCCCGUGGGCACUGUCUUGGUGUUUGUGGUGAACUGAAUGGAAUCCAUUGUUGAACUUAAGUUACUGAAAUUGGACCACCCUUUGUCCCUUUAGGCGGGGGCUUCCUGGUCUGUGCUUUACUUGCCUUUUUUCCUUCCCUUCUUAGCCUCACCCCCUUGUAAACCAGAUUGAGUUGCUAUAGCUUGAUGCAGGUACCCAGUGAAGUUUCUCCAUAAAAGAUUAGGAGUCGUUGAAAUGUUUAGAUUCUUUUAGGAAAGGAGUUGUUUUCCCCCCUUUUACAGGGUAGUGACUUCUCCACAGAAGUGCCAAUAUGGCAAAAUUACACGAGAAAACAGUAUUGUAAUGAUUCCAUUACAUACGGAACAUUGAACUGUUAUAGGAGUGCUCUUCCAAACAAAACAAAAAUAUCUCUAGAUUUAGUCAAAGCUUUCGUAAGUAAUAACCUUUCUGUAUUGAGAUCAGAGUAACCCUUUCUGUAUUGAGUGCAGUGUUUUUACUUUUUUCUCAUGCACAUGUUAAUUAAUGUUGGAGAAAAUGUUUACAAAAAUGGUUUUGUUACACUAAUGCGCACCACAUAUUUAUGGUUUAUUUUAAGUGAUUUUUUUAAUGGGUUAUUUAGGUUUUCGUCUUAGUUGUAGCACACUUACCCUAAUUUUGCCAAUUAUUAAUUUGCUAAAUAGUAAUACAAAUGACAAACUGCAUUAAAUUUACUAAUUAUAAAAGCUGCAAAGCAGACUGGUGGCAAGUACACAGCCCUUUUUUUUGCAGUGCUAACUUGUCUACUGUGUAUUAUGAAAAUUACUGUUGUCCCCCCAACCUUUUUUCCUUAAAUAAAGUAAAAAUGACACCUA